Phialemonium atrogriseum is the source of this 1758-nucleotide messenger RNA. Its product is annotated as general substrate transporter. The transcript is spliced from 9 exons. The coding region runs from base 139 to 1638 and encodes 499 amino acids. Lineage: Eukaryota; Fungi; Ascomycota; Sordariomycetes; Cephalothecales; Cephalothecaceae. Gene Ontology annotation, cellular component: membrane. The record is from RefSeq and is a predicted model, not a curated record. Gene Ontology annotation, biological process: carbohydrate transport; transmembrane transport. Gene Ontology annotation, molecular function: carbohydrate:proton symporter activity.
CAAGGUCUGAAGUCAAAAACCAUAAUAAUCAUCCCCUCCGGACUUCUACAGAGAUCCGAGUGGAAGACGCGAUUGCCACCCGACUCCCGAGACAUCAUCAAUUAUCAAGUUACCGACCAAGGUCCCGAUCGAACCAAGAUGUUUGAGAAACAGAUUAGAGGCAAGACAAUCAGAAGGUUGAUGUCUACAACCUGCGCGAUUUCAUUCUGCAUGUACGGCUACGAUGCUGGCGUCCUGGGAGGCGUCCAAGAGACAAGGCCAUUCCACCAAGCCAUGGGUUACCCGACAGGAACUUACGUCAUCCCCAUGAUCGCGUCCGCAUACACGCUCGCGGCCGCUGUUUGGUCGCUCGCGCUCACUGUCAUCGGCCUGCCCUUGGGCCGACGUAUGUGUAUCUUGCUCGGGAACGGAUGUGUCAUUGUUGGAGGGAUUCUCCAGGCUUCAGCCUGGUCGGUGCCCCAAAUGAUUGUCGGCCGCAUUAUCUGUGGCAUUGGUAUCGGCUUCAUCUCCUGCUCAGUCCCGACCUAUCAAGCCGAGAUGAGUACCGAGAUCGAGCAACGCGGCCCCGACGUGGCAGUCACCUGCGUCUUUCUCGUCGCCGGCGCCGCCAUCGCGUACUGGAUCGACUUUGGGUUCAACCGCCUAGACAGUCAGAUCUCGUGGCGUAUCCCCAUUGCGUUCCAGUGUGUCUUUGCCGUCUUCUCCGGGAGCAUCAUUCUCGUCCUCCCCGAUACGCCAAGAUGGUACUACGCUAGGGGGUUGGAGAAGCAGGGCGACGAGACGCUCAGCCGCCUCUUUGAUGCUCCCGUCGAUGAUCCCAGGGUGCAGCACAUGAAGCAAUCGAUUCUUGCCAGCAUCGAACUCGAGUCAAAAGACACCCACAAAUUCGAUCUUAUGAGUCUUGUCUGGGACCGGAGCGAGUUGCGGGCUGGGCGCCGUAUCCGGAUUUCAUUCCUGAUUUUGGCAAUCCAACAGAUGAUGGGAAUCAACCUCUCUGUCUACUAUAGCACCGUUAUCUUCUCCCAAAUCGGUCUCUCCCAAUUUAUGUCACAGCUCCUAGCGGCUCUGAUGAACACUAUGUUUGCCUUGGGGACUGUGCCCCUGGUAUUCACCAUCGAAAAGGUCGGCCGUCGGAACGUCCUGAUGUACUCGGCCGUGGUCCUUACAAUCUGCAUGGCCAUCUUCGUUGCCAUGAUCGGACUUCCCAACCCAACGACGGCGACACAGUGGGUUGCUGUCGGUGCAAUCUUCGUCUACAACACCGUAUUUGGAUAUGGGUGGAUUGGCGUGUGCUGGCUAUACGGUCCCGAGAUUGCGCCCCUUAAGCUGCGUCAUGCUGGGGCUGCUGCGGGUGCAUUCGGAGAGUGGCUGUUCUCCUUUAUCACCGUAUUUGCUGGCGGUAUUGCUCUGCAAAAUGUCGGCUGGAAGAUUUGGCUGUGGAUGGCACUGUCGUGCUUUGUUGCUAUCCCCUUCGUUUACUUCAUGUGCCCCGAGACUACAGGCAAGACACUCGAAGAGAUCGACCUCAUCUUUGCCACGGAAAGUGUGCGGGAGAGGAUUGUGGCAGAGCAGCUUGCUGAUCAGCAAAUCAUCUCUGAGAAAGCCAAUGGCAGUACUGACCUUGUCGAAUCGGUGUGAGGGUGGAACGACAAGCGCGAAACCGGCAGAGGGUUUCCGGUCUGGGAGCGGACGGGCCUUCGUUCAAAGGUUAGGGGAGUAAUUGACCAAAGUCUUGAAGACUGGCUUGAUUUCGGCGAC